Molecule: messenger RNA, 1107 nt
Organism: Talaromyces atroroseus
Lineage: Eukaryota; Fungi; Ascomycota; Eurotiomycetes; Eurotiales; Trichocomaceae
Exons: 7
Coding region: 1-1107 (368 amino acids)
Biological process (GO): mycotoxin biosynthetic process
Source: RefSeq, a predicted model, not a curated record
AUGCAGUGGCGUGUACUCCUUGUCGCGGGGGCAUUGAUUUCCUCGGCUGUUGCUGGCCCAAUUCCUCAAGAGAAACGAGGGGAUGAGAUGGUGGGAUAUGUCACCGGCUACAAGGAAAAGCGAGGGGACGAAAUGGUGGGCUACGUCACUGGAUACGAGAAGGAGAAGCGAGCAGAUGAGAUGGUGGGAUAUGUGACUGGCUAUGAGAAGGAGAAGAGGGACGAUGAAAUGGUGGGAUAUGUGACUGGAUACGAGAAGAAGCGAGGAGACGAGAUGGAAGAAGACAGUAUUCCAUUUCUUCAGCCUGAAGAUAGCGGCAGUACGGAGAAACAUACCACUCACCAGACACCUUUCAGCCGUACCUACUGGCUUUUUGGCAUCAUCGCUAUCCUUCUCGUCACCAAUAUCAUUUCAUUAUUCGUGGGUAGUCGACUAUACCUAUGGAGGGGAAAUCUUGACCGGGUAUGUGCGAUUCACACAUCACAACACGAAACCACGCUCCUUCGCGACGUCCAUGUCUCAUAUUCCUCUGUCCCCUUCAAUGGCUCGUUCUCAAAGGAGACUAUAUACCGCCAGCGACCUAGUCCGGAAGUUGAUGCGGCAUGGCUGGACCUGGGAAUUGAAUAUGACCCCCUGAUCGUCCCCGAUGAGGAUGCAGACGCCGCCGGCAUCGAGAAAGACCGCUUCCAUGUCUCUGAAGUAUACGGCGGACCUGGAUAUCCAGCCUUUGUGGCUGGAUUGCACCAGUUGCACUGUCUCGUGGGUUCUGUCUAUCCGGACUGUGGUUGCCUCUAUUUCAACGUCGACUAUUACCGAGCUCUGCAUCGCAAUGAGUUCCUGAAUCGGGAAGAAACACUACAACUACAUAUCGGGCAUUGCAUAGACGUUAUCCGCCAGAGACUGAUGUGCACUGCUGAUACGGAGUUGCAUCCCUACCUGUGGGCUGGCGACCCUCCGCAUGUCACACCGGAUUUUAAUCGAAUGUACAAAUGUCGGAAUUAUGAUGAUAUCAGAGAGUAUGCAAGACUGAAACAGGCGCAAUGGGGGCCAAAUGGACCGGAUGUUGUGCCGGAGAAGGGAGCCCUUGUGCUGGACGCUAUUCCGUGA